This is a messenger RNA of Drosophila busckii, 3290 nucleotides long. It is a transcript of the gene Tudor-SN, whose product is annotated as staphylococcal nuclease domain-containing protein 1. The record is from RefSeq and is a predicted model, not a curated record. Bases 18 to 2813 code for a protein of 931 amino acids. Gene Ontology annotation, cellular component: RISC complex; cytosol; nucleus. Gene Ontology annotation, biological process: regulatory ncRNA-mediated gene silencing; mRNA catabolic process. Gene Ontology annotation, molecular function: nuclease activity; RNA binding. Lineage: Eukaryota; Metazoa; Arthropoda; Insecta; Diptera; Drosophilidae. The transcript has 4 exons.
CGCACCCGUACGGAAAAAUGGCAACAGCAGCUAACACGACAGCUGGAGCAGCGAAAGACGGUGCGCCAGUAGCAACAACAGCGGCGACUUCGCCAGCAAAGACCUUAUCCGGUAUUGUGAAACAAGUGCUCUCCGGUGAUACUGUUGUAAUCCGCGCAUCUAAGGGCGCGCCACCUCCGGAGAAACAAAUUACAUUCUCGCAUGUGCUUGCACCGAAAUUGGCUCGCCGGCCAGGCGCUGGUGGCGAUGAGACUAAGGAUGAAGCGUGGGCCUGGGAGUCGCGAGAAUUUUUGCGUAAGAAGCUGAUCGGACAGGAGGUGACGUUUACAUUUGAUAAACCUGCCAAUUCGAACCGAGAAUACGGCUUUAUCUGGCUGGGUAAGGACAAGGAGACUGGCGAGAAUGUGGUCGAGUCGAUAGUGCGUGAAGGUUUGGUGACUGUACGCCGCGAGGGACGGCCAACGCCCGAACAGCAAACUCUCAUUGAGCUGGAGGACCAGGCACGUGCUGCUGGCCGCGGCAAGUGGGCGCAGAAUUGUAACGCCCUAGACAAGGUGCGCAAUAUUAAGUGGUCCCACGAGAAUCCAGCCCACAUUGUCGAUGUCUAUGGUGGCAAACCCGUCAAGGCAAUCAUUGAGCAUGUGCGUGAUGGUUCUACUGUUCGUGCCUUUUUACUACCCGACUUCCAUUACAUUACACUCAUGAUUUCUGGCAUACGCUGCCCCGGUGUCAAACUAGACGCUGAUGGCAAGCCCGAUCUGAGUGUGAAGGUGCCGUUUGCGGAUGAGGCGCGCUACUAUGUGGAAACGCGUCUGCUGCAGCGUGAUGUCGAGAUUCGGCUGGAAUCUGUCAACAAUUCCAACUUUAUCGGUAGCAUUCUCUACCCCAAGGGCAACAUUGCGGAGUCUCUACUGCGCGAGGGUCUGGCUAAGUGCGUCGACUGGUCCAUGGCCGUGAUGAAGACAGGUGCCGAUAAGCUUCGCGCUGCAGAAAGAAUUGCAAAAGAGAAGCGUCUGCGUCAAUGGCAGGACUAUCAGGCCAAGACACCCGCCUUUAAUUCGAAGGAGAAGGACUUUACGGGUACCGUCAUCGAGGUCUUCAACGGCGAUGCCGUCAAUGUACGCUUGGCCAAUGGUCAGGUGAAAAAGGUUUUCUUCUCUUCUAUUCGUCCGCCACGUGACCAACGCGCUGUUGUCGGUACUGAUGGAGAGGAGAUUGUAAAGGCGCCACCACGUGGCAAGAACUACCGUCCACUGUACGAGAUUCCUCAUAUGUUUGAUGCGCGCGAAUUCCUGCGCAAGAAGCUUAUCAAUAAGAAGGUGCAAUGCAACCUGGACUACAUCUCCCCAAUGCGAGAUAAUUUCCCGGAAAAGCACUGCUAUACAGUACUCAUCGGUGGCCAGAACGUAGCCGAGGCGAUGGUCGCCAAAGGUCUGGCCACAUGUGUGCGCUACCGCCAGGACGAUGAUCAACGUUCAUCGGCCUACGAUCAGCUGAUUGCUGCCGAACAGCAGGCCAUCAAGGGUCUGAAGGGACUGCAUGCUAAGAAAGACAAUGCUACGUUGCGUGUAAAUGAUCUCACUGUUGAUCAUUCCCGCAUCAAGGUGCAGUAUUUGCCAUCGUGGCAGCGUGCCUUACGCACCGAAUCCAUUGUCGAAUUUGUUGCCAGUGGCUCUCGUUUGCGCAUCUUCAUACCCAAGGAUAGCUGUCUGGUUACGUUCCUCUUAGCCGGUAUCUCCUGCCCACGCUCCUCGCGACCCGCUCUCAACGGCGUGCCCGCCCAGGAGGGUGAACCCUUCGGCGAUGAGGCGCUGACAUUUACGCGUGAGCGCGUACUCCAGCGUGAUGUAUCCGUGCAUAUUGAUACUACCGACAAGGCCGGUUCCUCUGUCAUCGGAUGGCUGUGGACUGACCAAAAUGUCAACCUCUCCGUGGCGCUCGUCGAGGAGGGUCUGGCCGAGGUGCACUUUAGUGCCGAAAAGUCUGAGUACUAUCGCAUGCUGAAAAGCGCCGAAGAUCGUGCAAAGGCUACUAAGAAGAACAUUUGGGCCAACUACGUGGAGCAGGUGCCUGAAGAGAAGGUUGUCAUUGAGGAAGAAAAGGACGAGAAAACACCUGUCGAGCGCAAAGUGAAUUAUGAAAAUGUCAUUGUCACUGAGAUAACUGAAUCGCUGACCUUCUUUGCACAAUCGGUGGACAACGGUCCUAAGCUGGAGACACUGAUGGCCAAGCUACACGCUGAUUUCCAAGCCAAUCCCCCCAUUGCCGGCUCGUACACGCCCAAGCGAGGCGAUCUGGUUGCCGCUCAGUUCACCUUCGACAAUCAAUGGUAUCGCGCCAAGGUUGAACGCAUCCAAGGCACCAACGCCAGCGUGCUUUACAUUGACUACGGCAACAAAGAGACUCUGCCAGUUAGCCGGUUGGCCGCAUUGCCACCAGCGUUCAGCAGCGAGAAGCCGCAUGCAACGGAGUAUGUGCUUGCCUUAGUCACACUGCCAGCCGACAAUGAAGAUAAGGAGGAGGCGCUGCGUGCCUUUUCAGACGAUGUGCUAAACCACAAGGUGCAGCUCAAUGUGGAGAUGAAGGUGUUUGGGGGCCCGAACCUGGCUACACUUCACGAUCCAACAACGAAAACGGACUUUGGCAAGCAGCUGGUAGCCGAAGGCUUGGCGUUGGUAGAGAAGAGGCGGGAACGCAAGCUCAAGGAGCUGCUGGAGCAGUAUCGGGUUGCGCAGGAAGCGGCCUUGGCGGCGCAUUUGGCCAUCUGGAAGUACGGUGACAUCACGCAAGAUGAUGCGCCCGAAUUCCGCUAAAAGUCAGUCAUACAACAUGCAGUAGGCAGGGCGGCGUGUGGAGCGCGCGCUGCUCGCUGAAUUGUUUGUCUGCCACAUACCCGCCCUUUAUAUAUUUCAACAACAACAAGCAACAACUUAAAUGAUUAUGAAAUUACUAACUCUAUACACACAUACAUACACACAAACAAACCAAUCUAUAUAUAAACUAUAUAAACGCAUUGAGUAAUUAUGGAACGGAAUGGAUUAAAAUUAAAUGAAAUAGAAGAGCAUUGAAUGAAAUCGAUUGGAUUUAAAUGCAUACAACAAGCAAGUGCAACUGCUUUAAGCAACUGGCAAUAACGUCGCAAAUUCGGUCUUAGAGAUUUUUUAUACCUUGAUACUUUAUCAAAUUCUACAACAACAACAAUAACAAAGUAAUAACUAAAACUAGUAGCAAUUGAUCGUUUUUGAAAACGGUUCACUUCCAAUAAAUAAAUAGAAUCAAUAAGUUACAAA